Messenger RNA from Crotalus tigris (Tiger rattlesnake), 1246 nucleotides. Its product is annotated as mucin-13-like. The record is from RefSeq and is a predicted model, not a curated record. NCBI's taxonomy places the organism in Eukaryota, Metazoa, Chordata, Lepidosauria, Squamata, Viperidae. The annotation marks the transcript as partial. The transcript has 2 exons.
GACUGUAUCCUCUCCGGAUCGGACCUUGCCGCCAUCGUCUCCCUCAGAGACCACCAUUGCAUCCCAUGGCACGAGUUUUUCUAUUCAUGCAGAAUCCACCCCAGCUGAAGGAGGCACAACCUCUUCGCUCCAUUCGACACGCUCAAGCACUGCAGUCCCAGAAACCAUGUCCUCCGCAGAGUCGGUGGCCUCUAUUGUCACCACGACAGCUACUGUUGGCAUGACUGAGCUAACCUCCGCCAAGGAACAAACUAGUCCCUCCCUCGCCCACUCUUCUACCAUGCAGCCGAAAGGAACCUCACCGCAGGAGACCACAACUCAACACCCGCCUUCUGGCUCUUCCACAGGGGAACCGGAGGUCAGCUCUGCCCGAGGCACCUCCGUUUCCCCGUCAACUUCUUCCCCUUCCAGUCACCACUCUUCCCUUGCCCUUACCAAGGAAACCACCGUCUCCUUCCGGUCCACCCAUCCUCCAGCCAAGGUCGAAUCAACAGCAGUUGAGGGGACCAGCCCUUCCCUCUCUUCGGCAACAUCUCCUACGUCUGUGCAGCUCAGAACCUCGACUCUGGAGGUGACCGGUUCCACCCCGAUGAGGUCGCCUUCCACUGUGGAGACCAGCGUCACGUCUCUUGAAGGUCAAACCACGCCAACCUUCAGCAAGGUUUCUCCCACUAAGGCCGAGCUGACCUCAGCAGAAGUGACCAAAACAGCUUCACCAGCAUCCGAAUCUCCCCUGGCCACGUCUCCUUCCAUGCAGACUGUAUCCUCUCCGGAUCGGACCUUGCCGCCAUCGUCUCCCUCAGACACCACCAUUGCAUCCCACGGCACGCAUUCUUCUAUUCAUGCAGAAUCCACCCCAGCUGAAGGAGGCACCACCUCUUCGCUCCAUUCGACACGCUCAAGCACUGAAGUCCCAGAAACCAUGUCCUCCACAGAGUCGAUGGCCUCUAUUGUCAUCAAGACAGCUACUGUUGGCAUGACUGAGCUAACCUCCGCCAAGGACCAAACUAGUCCCUCCCUCGCCCACUCUUCUACCAUGCAGCCGAAAGGAACCUCACCGCAGGAGACCACAACUCAACACCCGCCUUCUGGCUCUUCCACAGGGGAACCGGAGGUCAGCUCUGCCCGAGGCACCUCCGUUUCCCCGUCAACUUCUUCCCCUUCCAGUCACCCCUCUUCCAUUGCCCUUACCAAGCGCAACACCACACGUCACUUCCACGCGUACAACCCGUCAUCCAGACCAAAG